This is a messenger RNA of Didymodactylos carnosus, 1278 nucleotides long. The record is from the annotation of a GenBank genome assembly. NCBI's taxonomy places the organism in Eukaryota, Metazoa, Rotifera, Eurotatoria, Philodinida, Philodinidae.
GUUUUCAAAAUUAAAAAAAUUAAUCUGAAUGGAUCAAGUUUGACUAAUCUUUAUUUGUUUUAUUAGAAGGCUCAAAUUAUUGGUAAAAACAUCGUCAUUUUUUGAAAAAUUGGCAAAAAAAAUGAAAUUCUUGCGCCCUUGUUAGUUUUCUCCUUAUGAUAUUGACAAAAGCUAUUAAGUUUUUAUUAUCAUUCGUUUUUCUAAUUUUCCAUAAGGAAAAUACGAACACUGACAUGGUUUGGAUACAACAGAGUUGACAGAUGUUAUUUGAAAUGUACUACAUGAACUUUUAUUAUAAAUAUCAUUAUGGUUCACCCCCGUAUAAGAUAAUAAACUGAGCAUACUCAAAAGAGACAAUAAAAUGUAGUUUUAAAACAGAUAAUAAAGUGUAACGUUUAAAUUGAGACAACGAAUCUUAGUAUUCCAAAAAGGAUAAUAAAGUCAAAUAUUCCAAUUGAAAUAAUAAAAUUUGUGCACUUUAUAACAACUAUCGAUUUAGAAAAAUACAUGUUAAUAAAGAUUCAAGCAUUCUGUUCAAAUGUACAACAAAUAAAUGUUCAGCAUAGAUUACAAUUGAUAUAAAUAAUAAUAUAAUUCGAAAAAGUGGUCAACAUGAUCAUGAAGCGAGGAUGGAAGAAGAAAUUCGAAAUUUUAUUCGAGGAAUGAAACGCAAACUGCAAGAAAAUCCAUCGUGAUUCGUUGCCUCGUAUUUUAAAUCAUCGUGAUUCGUUACCUCGUAAAAAUUCAACUCAUCGUGAUUCUUUAUAUGGUAAUUUAACUCAACGAGAUUCAUUGCCUCGUAAUUCAACUCAACGUGAUUCAUUGCCGCGUAAUUCAACUCAUCGUCUAUCAUUGGGUCGUAAUCGUCGACAAUCGUCAAUGAAUUCGAUUCCACGUAAUCUUGAUCGUCGAUUUAUUCGUUAUGAGAAUACAUUUCGAAUGGAACCAGAUGAUGAUCGACGAAUUGAAAUUGCAAAUGUGAAACGUAUUGGAAAUCUGGUUGUUGAAAGUGCGAUAAAAGAUUAUCAAUAUGAUCCAAAUAAUGCCAAGUUGUUUACAUCCCGUUUAUCUGAACAACUACGAUAUCAUAUGAAACAAUUACCAUCUAAUCGUUUUAAAUACGUUAUACAUGUUUGUAUGGGUCAAAAACAAAAUCAAGAUUUAAGAGUGACAAGUCGAUGUUUAUGGGAUUUAAAAUGUGAUAGACAUGUCACAAUUGUUAAAGAAACAAAAGAUUGUUAUUUAACAGUAACAAUAUUUUGUAUUUAUUCAGAAUAA